Molecule: messenger RNA, 465 nt
Organism: Linum trigynum
Lineage: Eukaryota; Viridiplantae; Streptophyta; Magnoliopsida; Malpighiales; Linaceae
Source: the annotation of a GenBank genome assembly
AUGUGUAGCAGAUGUGGCGUAUUGGGUCAUAAAAAAAGCACUUGUAAGAAGCCUCCUGAUUAUGUGAGGCCUACAAUACCAGAACCUACUGAUACUGAAACUAAUGAUGGAGCUGCUGGCCACACAGUACCAAAUAAUGAAGAACCAAAUAGUGAAAACGUCGCCAACAACGGAGCUGACCAGCAAGCACCACAAAUUGGCAGAAAACCAAAACAUUGCAGUAAAUGUGGGAAGGAUACUCAUAAUGCCAGAACUUGUCCAGAGUUAUCAGAGGAGGAUACUGAAGAGGAUGUUGAUACAACCGACAUCCCUGAUCCACCAACUGUAAUAUUAGAAGUUCAUUGUGCAUGUCUAGAAUACUUUUGGGAAACAAUUAUUUUCGUUGGAACUAAACUUUAUAUAUUCAAUGUUGCAGAAGAAGCCAUGUACUACAAGGGAAGGCCUGAGGAGCAGCAAGAAGGCUAG